AUGCCAGAAAUUAUUCCUGGGGAGCAAGGUGUCAUAGAGGUCGCUCGACACCCGGAUGCAUUUACAGUCGUGACGGGCAUAGUAGGGUGUGCAGGACUAAAGCCUACAGUUGCAGCAAUUGAAGCUGGGAAAGACAUAGCAUUGGCGAACCAAGAGACGAGCGCGCCGAGGGCGAUGACCGCUACCCUGCUCCUCUCCCGGCAAAGGCACGUCUACCUCUCCCGUGAAGGUUUUGUUUCCUGCAACCUCUGUUUACAUUACAACUUCGAAAUAGAUAGGAUGUGGUCUGAUUGCAGUUAUGAUUUAGCACUGAUUGUGUGGGUUGAUUACAUCUGGUCAUUACAUUCUUCGGGAGGAGACCUUGUGUUGAGCAUGACACCCAGUCUGGCCAGCCUUGCAACUGCCAGCAACCCGAUUCAUCGACUGUAUGUUGAUCCAAGCAAUGGUCUUUGUUAUGAGGAGCCUGACUGCACCGAAUAUGAUGAGUUUCCUGGCUACUAUCCAUCUGACCAUGAGGACAACAGUAGUAAUUGCUUAUCUGAGCUUGAGCUGUGA
Molecule: messenger RNA, 555 nt
Organism: Triticum turgidum subsp. durum (durum wheat)
Lineage: Eukaryota; Viridiplantae; Streptophyta; Magnoliopsida; Poales; Poaceae
Source: the annotation of a GenBank genome assembly